Messenger RNA from Penicillium soppii, 1560 nucleotides. Its product is annotated as metallophosphoesterase family protein. Lineage: Eukaryota; Fungi; Ascomycota; Eurotiomycetes; Eurotiales; Aspergillaceae. Gene Ontology annotation, cellular component: cytoplasm. The transcript is spliced from 4 exons. The coding region runs from base 1 to 1560 and encodes 519 amino acids. The record is from RefSeq and is a predicted model, not a curated record. Gene Ontology annotation, molecular function: phosphoprotein phosphatase activity.
AUGGCUCGCCGGCUAGUCCGAGCGAGCGUACAGCUCGGGUUAAUCGCUACAUUCAUUCUACUCGUGGUCGUUAUUCUCGAUAAUCGAUUCUCUGUCCUUCCCUCCUCCAUUCAUGGCCACCUCCCGUCGCAUUAUUCCGGCUACGUGAUCACAGACAUAACUGUCACAAAAUGCUCCUCCCUCAAUCCAUUCUCCACAUGUAAGCUGGACCCAGAAACAUGGUAUCGCGUCGAUAAAGACCUUUACCUGCGCUCGGGUUGGACCUCGAGUGCCUACGUCCAAUUCCAGCGGAAAAAGGAGGAGGAAUUGACUGCAGAUGACAAAGUUGUCAUCGAUUUGAAGAUCAGUCGUCUUACUCCGCCGUCUGAAUACGUUGCUGGCACAACACAUAUUGAAGCUUGGGAGGCCCGACCGGGAGGUAUCUGGCUCAAGCGCUCGUCCUCUCGCCAUGCUAGUGACUCCGAAAAUGCUGUGACAUACGUCGAUGUUCUUUAUGGAGCGGAUGCUGUUGAUCCCCGUCCCAAUUGGGAGGUCAAAGACACUCCGAUUCUUCUGGACAGUUCGACAGAACAGCUGGAGACUCGAUUGAGCAUUCGGAGAGGGCAUCCCCAGGCCAAACCCAAGAAGCCUGUUCCAAGAAUCAACGAGAAUGGAAAAUUCAAAGUUAUGCAACUGGCAGAUCUUCACAUGAGCACGGGUCUCGGUGCCUGUCGUGACCCUAUCCCUGCGGAGGCUGUCCCUGGCCAGAGGUGUGAGGCUGACCCUCGAACAUUGGAAUUUGUCGAAAGGCUUCUUGACGAAGAGAAGCCAGACAUGGUCGUUUUCUCCGGAGACCAGAUCAAUGGAGAAACCGCUCCAGAUGCGCAGAGUGCGCUUUUCAAGUCGACCUCCCUUUACUCUCUUUCUGCCGCCGGCCCCGAAGACAUUGACGGGGUCGGCAACUACAUUGUCGAAGUUCUCGACCGGGGCAAAUCCGACCAUUCUGCCCUCACCUUCUAUCUCCUUGACACACAUGCCUACUCUCCCGACGAGCGUCAAUUCCGCGGCUACGACUGGAUCAAGCCGAGUCAAACACGGUGGUUCAGGAACACUGCCCAAAGUCUGAGAAGAAAACAUAAAGAAUACUCACAUAUCCACAUGAACGUGGCAUUCAUACACAUCCCGCUUCCCGAGUAUCGGACGCAAGGAAAGUAUUUUAAGGGUGCAUGGAUGGAAGCUCCUACCGCCCCGGGGUUCAAUUCUGGCUUUAAAAGUGCUCUCGAAGAAGAGGGCGUUCUGUUUGUUAGCUGCGGACAUGACCACGUCAAUGACUAUUGCAUGCUUGAGCAAGAUGCCACCAACAAGCCCUCUCUUUGGAUGUGCUAUGGCGGCGGCGUCGGUUUGGGCGGCUACGGUGGCUACGACAAGUAUGUCCGACGAGUACGUUUCUAUGACUUUGACAUCGGUCCCGGUCGCGUCACCACAUACAAGCGAUUGGAAUGGGGCCAAACCGAAGCCAGAAUCGACGAAAUGAUGAUUGUGGAAGGCGGUACCGUCAACGGCCCAGAAGAAGCAUCAUAA